Amphimedon queenslandica is the source of this 2691-nucleotide messenger RNA. Its product is annotated as helicase with zinc finger domain 2-like. The coding region runs from base 183 to 2567 and encodes 794 amino acids. The transcript is spliced from 10 exons. Gene Ontology annotation, molecular function: 5'-3' DNA helicase activity. NCBI's taxonomy places the organism in Eukaryota, Metazoa, Porifera, Demospongiae, Haplosclerida, Niphatidae. The record is from RefSeq and is a predicted model, not a curated record.
AACACUGGCUUGUAACACACCAGUAUCUGAAGUGUCAAAAUAAAGACAAUUUUAAAAAAGUAGAAAGUUUAAUUCUCCAAUUGCAACAAGAAGCCAGUAAAGACAAACCCCAGUCAAGAAGUGAUGAAGAGAGUGUUGCAAUAGCGUAUGAAAUUCAACGACCUUUUACAGCUAAUGAUAUAAUGACAGUUUGGCUAGGAAAGUCUCUUAAAGAGUGUCUCCCAACACCAGCUAUUCAAUUAAUGGAGAUAGCACCAACAGUUCGUGUGUGCCUUCAACAUAACAAGAAUCCUUCUCUCUGCUUCUCUGAUGUACAGCUACAAAAAGCAUCACGUGAUACAGCAUACCACUCAAUAGAACAGUAUGUAGAGCUUUGGAGUAAAGUGUUAAUUGCUGAGUCUGCUAAUGAAAGUGUCAAAACAAAGAAUCUCAUAUUCAUCAGACUCGCUCCUUUAAAAUGGAACAAAUUUACUCGAGUUGAUAAUUGUGUUGAUGAUCCUUACUAUUUGCCAAAUGAAGUUUCCCUUGUCAUACCUCCCAGGAAUCAAGACUCAUUGGAUUUCAUUAGUAUCAAAUCUGGUGACUUUCUAUGUGUUCGAUAUGAGAUUAGUGAUAGUCUCAAUGCUGUCUAUCACUUUGUUGUAACCAAAGUGAAGCGAAAUGAAAAUAACAAAACUAAGAAAAAGGAUGAAGACGUUAUAAUAAGAAUGUGUGCUGAAGGUGAUCACUCAUGUAGAGUCACAGAGAAUAUGUAUCAAGAAUUGAAAAAAGGAAACCAAAAUUGUGAGAUACAAAUAAUACCAAUGCCAGAUUCUUUUCACCGAGUAUAUGGAAGAUUAAAGGAAGCAUUGAGAGUUGAUGACAACUGGUCUAGCCUUUCCAAAACUAUUGCAAUUUCCGACACAAGAUCAAUAGAUUUUAAUAAAUUCACUGUUGUGAAAAAGCAAUCUAAGAUCUCACUAAAAGUAUUCAAUGAUAAUCCACUAGCAAAGCAACUAUGGAAAGGAGAGGGUGGCAUUGAAUUAAAUCCUAUACAGCAAGAUUCAAUUAAGAGAGCACUGACAAACAGUUUUCAGUUGAUCCAAGGACCUCCAGGUACAGGAAAGAGUGAGACUGGGGCACAUUUAGCUUACAUUUUUUCAUUAACUAAUAAAGAAAUAUUUGAAGAAGAUCCAACAUCUUCCUUUAAGUCAGUACUGUAUUGUGGUCCCUCUAACAAAUCAGUAGAUGUGGUUCAUAAAAACCUGCAUUUAUUGAAUGAGAAAUUGGGAAGCAAAAGAUUAAAAAUUCUUCGUAUCUAUGGACGUACUCAUGAGCGUAUAGACUACUCAGAUCCUGUUUUUGAUCUGACACAAAAAAGAGCAGAAAAAGAUGAUAAUGAUGGUGGUCUUGUCUUGGAAGAAUUUCGUAAUGAAUCUCUACACAAAAUAAUAAGGCAAAAUUUCCCUGAAAUAAGAACUACUGAAACAAAACUACAAAAACUUCUAAGUCAAAGUAUCAUUCCAUCAUCAACUGAAAGAAAGAAUUAUAAAGAUAUGAUAACUUCUUCAGAGAAAAGUGAAAUUCAGAAUAAUUAUGAUGUUAUUCUUUGCACUUGUAAUGAAACAUGCAGUCGGCGAUUGUUGAAUUCCAAAGACAUACUAGCUCAGUGUAUAAUAGAUGAAUCUGGUAUGGCCACUGAGCCUGAGACAAUAGCUGCAAGCAGUUUAUGUGAACAUGUAGUGCUGAUAGGAGAUCACAAGCAGCUACAACCAGUCAUAAAAUAUCCUCCAGCCAAAGAGUGUGGCCUGGGUACUUCAUUGUUUGAAAGAUAUGCCAACCAGUUUGAGAGAUAUGCUGAAAGUGAAGAUUCUUACUUGAUAACAUUGGAGCUACAAUAUAGAAUGCAUUCAUUCAUAUGCCAAGGACCAUCGGGUAUUUUCUAUAACAGUAAAUUAAAGGCUGAUCAAAUUGUCAAAGAAAGACGUCCGCUUACUCAAUCCAUAGAUUUGUUUUGGCCUAGAGGACAGCAAUACCCUGUUUUGUUUCUGAAAGUUUAUGGAGUAGAAAAAUUUACUGAUAGCAAGCAUUCAAAAGAAAUAGAUUCUCAUUCUAAAUGCAAUGAGCAGGAAGCUAAAGCAGUGUUAAAAUGUAUUAAGAAGUUGGUGAUGAAUCAUAAUGUUAAGCAUGAGAGCAUAGCUGUCCUCACUCCUUAUGGGGCACAAAAAAAUCUUAUUACUGACAUGAUAAAAGAUGACCUUGAGCUAAAACCAUACUGGAAAAGUUUAAGAGUUGCUACUAUUGUUGAGAGCCAAGGCGAUGAGUAUGACAUUGUUAUACUAACAACUGUCAGAUCACAGAAAGUCAGUGAAAUUAGGUAUAAAGAGUACAUUCAACCUGACAGAAGAUGGCUAACAGAAAAUCUUGGUUUUCUGACUGAUGAUCAUCAGAUCAAUGUUGGUAUCACUCGUGCUAGAUAUGGGCUUAUACUCAUUGGUAAUGAUAAAUUACUGAGGUAUGACAAGACAUGGAAUAGACUGAUUAAAUUUUAUGAAGAUGAAGGAUGUACUCGUAUGAUAGACUUUUAAGUUAUAAAUAUAGUGAUAUAACAUAAUUAUCUAUAUAGUAUAGUAAGUUAUUUAGCAAUUUUUUCUUUAUUAAGGUGGCUGGUAUUCAUCAUGCAUUCUAUGUACAUUUUUGUGACAAUUUUUU